This is a messenger RNA of Aspergillus caelatus, 3658 nucleotides long. Its product is annotated as peroxidase/cytochrome P450 family protein. Bases 154 to 3501 code for a protein of 1115 amino acids. Gene Ontology annotation, biological process: response to oxidative stress. The transcript has 12 exons. The record is from RefSeq and is a predicted model, not a curated record. Gene Ontology annotation, molecular function: peroxidase activity; iron ion binding; oxidoreductase activity, acting on paired donors, with incorporation or reduction of molecular oxygen. Lineage: Eukaryota; Fungi; Ascomycota; Eurotiomycetes; Eurotiales; Aspergillaceae.
GCGACACAUGGGAAACUUCUUUUAGCAUUUGUCGGUCGAGAUUCUCCUCCGCUUUCCAUUAUUGUUCGCUUCCUUUUAUACCCCGCUUCGCGCCUUUGAGUUAUUUAUCCUGAAUCGUUCACAUUGCGCAUUUGUUCAUAUACCAUAAUCAUAAUGUUGCGGAGAUUUUCUACAAAUUUCAAAAAGUCAAAGAAUGACCGCGAAACCAAGCAAAAUGGCGCUCAAAAUGGCACCCAGAAUGGCACUCAGAACGGCACUCCGGUGAAUGGAGACAAGCGGCAGUCCAAAGUGUCACCGGUGCGCAAGUCUGCGGAUCAAGAACCAAGCCGCAAGGAAGCCGAUGGCGCGUCGGUUUUCGACAAGUAUGCGCAAGUCCUCCAUGCUUCGCCAACCCCUCUGCCGAACCAGACUGGUGACGGCGCGACGUUUGAACAUCGCCAUGGUAGUCUCGUACAAGACGUCAAAGCUCUUACCUUCCAAGAUGCUUCAACCCUGAAGCAACUGGGCAUACAGAAGUUGAAGAAUGAGCCCGUUAACGAUAAAACGAUGUUUAUGGAGAAAGUUAUCAAAAUGGCUAGUAAUCUCCCAGACAACUCGGAGAAUCGCACCAAGGCCACAAACCUGUUUCUGAAUCAGCUUUGGGACUCUUUACCCCAUCCGCCACUCUCAUACGUGGGCCCCGAGUAUUCCUACCGAUCCGCUGAUGGCUCUAACAACAACCCUACCUUGCCGUGGCUGGGUGCUGCCAACACGCCAUAUGCGAGAUCGAUCGCUCCCCUUACAAUCCAGCCAGGUGGCUUGCCUGACGCGGGCUUGGUGUUUGACUGUCUCUUUGCUCGUGACAAGUUCAACCCUCACCCGAACAAAGUCUCAAGUCUUUUCUUCGACUGGGCCUCUUUGAUCAUUCACGAUAUUUUCCAGACUGAUCCGAGGAACCCCCAUAUUAACAAAACUUCGGGUUAUUUGGACCUCUCUAUCUUAUACGGUGAUGUUCAAGAAGAGCAAGACUUGAUCCGUACCCAUAAAGAUGGCAAACUGAAGCCUGAUUCAUUUUCCGAGCCCCGACUUCAGGCUUUCCCUGCUGCCUGCUGCGUUAUGCUAGUGAUGCUGAAUAGGUUCCACAACUAUGUGGUAGAACAAUUGGCCGAAGUCAAUGAAAACGGUCGUUUCACCAAGCCCAGGCCUACCCUUAACGAAGAGCAGGCCAAGAAGGCAUGGGCGAAAUACGAUGAAGAUCUCUUCCAGACAGGUCGCUUAAUCACGUGUGGUUUGUAUAUCAAUAUUACCUUAUAUGAUUACCUGCGUACGAUCGUCAACUUGAACAGAGUUAACAGCACGUGGUGUCUGGAUCCACGAGCGCAAAUGGAGGGCAACGAUCCCACACCAUCUGGCCUGGGUAACCAAUGCUCUGUCGAGUUCAACCUUGCCUAUCGCUGGCAUUCUGCGAUCAGCGCCAACGACGAGAAAUGGACCGAACAGAUCUAUGAGGAGCUGAUGGGAAAGCCCGCCGAGGAGGUUACAGUCAGAGACCUUAAAAUGGGACUUGGCAAGUACGCCAUGGGCCUUUCGAAGGACCCUUCGCAGCGUACCUUUGCCCAUCUCCAACGUCAAGAGGAUGGCACUUUCAAGGACGAAGAACUCGUAAACAUCCUUGCCAAUGCAAUCGAGGACGUUGCCGGAUCAUUUGGCGCUCGUAACGUGCCCAAGUGCCUCCGAGCAGUCGAGAUUAUGGGUAUUGAUCAGGCACGUAGCUGGAAUGUUGGCUCCCUUAACGAAUUUCGCAAGUUCUUUGACUUGAAGCCGUAUGAGAGGUUUGAGGAUAUCAAUUCCAAUGAGGAAGUUGCAGAGGCCCUCCGUCAUCUAUACGGCCACCCAGACUUCGUGGAACUCUACCCCGGUAUUGUUGCUGAGGAGGCCAAGGAACCUAUGGUGCCCGGUGUUGGAAUUGCUCCUACAUAUACGAUCUCUCGUGCGGUUCUGUCUGACGCUGUGGCUCUCGUCCGGGGUGAUCGGUUCUACACUGUCGAUUACAACCCCAGGAACCUGACUAACUGGGGAUACAAUGAGGUUCGUUACGACCUGAACGUCAACCAGGGAUGUGUCUUCUACAAGCUUGCGACCAGAGCCUUCCCGAAUUGGUUCAAGCCUGAUUCCAUCUAUGCUCAUUAUCCCAUGACCAUCCCCAGCGAGAACAGGAACAUUAUGAAGGAUCUGGGUAGGGAGUCUCACUUUUCUUACGAACGCCCAUCCUUUACCCCUUCCCCUGUGAACCUGGUAUCCUAUCCUAAUGUCAAGCUGGCUUUGGAACGGGAAGAGGACUUCCGCGUGGUCUGGAACGGCAUUACCCCCCUCGCCUCUGCCAAAGGCGGCGAUGAUUUCUGGAGUAAAUCAUUGAACAAUGACCAGUGGCGUAACAGCAUCAAGGAAUUUUAUGAAGACAUCACUGCCAAGCUUUUACAAGAAAAGUCUGGAAAUCUUGCGGGAAUCAAGCAAGUUGAUAUCACACGGGAUAUUGGAAACCUAGCGCCUGUUCACUUUGCAUCGAAACUGUUCUCCCUUCCGUUGAAGACUAAGGAGAAUUCGCGCGGAGUCUUUACCGACAACGAGACCUUCAUGAGUAUGGCAGUAAUCUUUACUAGCAUUUUCUUCGAUGUCGAUGAGGCCAAGUCUUUCUCUCUUCAUCACGCGGCUCGCGCGGUCUCUCAGCAGCUGGGCCACUCCGUUGAGAGCCACAUCAAAUCUAUCAACUCUCCUGGUUUCCUCAGCGGCAUCAUUGGCAAUCGCCGUAAUGAUCACAACGCCUUGAAGGAAUACGGUGAUCAAUUGAUCAAAAAGCUUCUAGAAAGUGGCUUGGGUGUUUCCGAUGUCGCCUAUUCUCAGGUUCUACCAGCGGCUGUGGCGAUGGUCCACAACCAGGCUCAAAUGUUCACUCAAAUCAUCGACUAUUAUCUUUCUGAGGGCAAGAAGCACCUCCCUGAGAUUAACCGCCUUGCCAAGGAGGACAGCAAAGAUGCCGAAGACAAGCUGAUGCGCUACUGCCUGGAAGGGUUCCGUCUGAAUGGCACAUUUGGAUCCUAUCGCGAAGCUCAGACUGACUUCAGCAUGAGUGAUGAGACCGGAGAUGUCAACAUCAAACACGGUGACAGGGUAUUCGUUGGUGCUGUCAAAGCCAACCGUGAUCCUCAGGUCUUCCCAGAUCCCAAUGAAGUGCAUUUGGACCGUCCUCUGGAAUCCUACAUCCAGUACGGCCUUGGUCCACAUACUGGCUUGGGCAAGGAAACGACCUUGCUUGCAUUGACGUCCAUGUUACGUGUUGUCGGCGGCUUGGACAACCUUCGGCGUGCACCCGGCCCCCAGGGUGAGCUGAAGAAGAUCCACCGUGAGGGUGGUUACUACGUCUACCUGCGUGAGGAUUGGGGAAGCUACUCUCCAUUCCCAACGACCUUCAAGGUCCACUUCGAUGGUGCAAUUCCCGCUCCCAAGAAGCGCCUCACCUCCUAAACAACCGAUAUUUAGGAAAUUGAUCUAAUCGUCGAGACUGAAUAACGUGUGAUAUUGUAUUCGAAAAUGGUUUUGCGAGAUAUCCUUGUUCUGUUUGAACUUGUAUGCUUUUAUGUUUAGUUGAUAUUGACCCUAUAAUUAUAUACUACAAAUGUAG